AUGACAAUAACCGUUGAACCCCAAAUUAUUUGGAACACUGAAAAAAUUUCUUUGAUUUUAAGAGAGGGUAUGUUUGAUUUUGCUACUGGAGCAGUUAUUAGAGAAGAUAUCCAAGUCAGUCAAAUGAUCAGUAAAGCCUUCGGCUCGAAUGGGAAUCACUUCAAUUUGGCUUUCCCAUCGAAAUUUGACGAUAUGGCCCAGCAUUUCAUAAGAAGAUUUCUCUAUACUUUAUUUUAUUUUCCUUCGGUUUCCUUAGAUACUUAUAAUAUUGACACUUUGAUCAGACCGUUCCACUUGACGAGGGUCAGUAAUUUUGGAAUCCUCGUUCUGACUGCAAUUAGCAUGGUAUCAUUUGUGUCUCUUGAGACUUUCCAGACUUUCAAAUACAUUUUGUGUUUUCAUACAGUAAAUACCGGGGUUUUUAUUGUUAGUGCAAUAUCAUGUCUUUCCUUCCUGUUAAUGAAAUUAGUAUUGGUUUCCUUUAUAGACAUCAAAUUCCCAAAUACAAAAUAUCAUAUCAUGGUUUUUUUAAGUUUAUCAGAAUUAUUUCUAUUUUUUUGUGUUUACAUUAAAUACCUCUUGAAAUUUAAAGAAAGACUUAGAUCAUUGAAAGAAGACUUUGCUAUCAAACAAAUAAUGAAAAGGUUCACACCGUCUCCCGAGAAUAUUUCAAACUCAUCCAGUAUCUAUCCUCCAAGCACCACUAAGACAAACGAGAAAAAUCAUGAUGCCGAUAUACCAAAUGAAGAGAACGUUUUCACUAUAGAUAGCGCUGUUAGUCUCGAUCCAAUGAGAAAGGAUUCUGCAGAAGCAGAUAGGCUUUUUAGCAAUCUGACCAUUAGAAGAUUUCCAAAGACAGCAAGUGUUAUUAUGCAACAAACUAAAGAAAGUACUUUUCCUAUGGAAAACCAUACAGCUCCCCCGUUUGUCAUGUCCAAGUCUGAUAGCGACCAAGUUGCAAAAACUCAAGGUGUUAAUCCGUACUCUACGCCGACAUCAUUUAUACCCCCAGUAUUACAGAAUCAAAAUCAAAAGGCUGCAUCUAUUUUUACAGAAGAAGAUAUUCAAUAA
This is a messenger RNA of Hyphopichia burtonii NRRL Y-1933, 1071 nucleotides long. RefSeq lists its product as uncharacterized. The transcript has a single exon. The record is from RefSeq and is a predicted model, not a curated record. Lineage: Eukaryota; Fungi; Ascomycota; Pichiomycetes; Serinales; Debaryomycetaceae. Bases 1 to 1071 code for a protein of 356 amino acids.